CUGGGCCUGGGCUGGCGGCGGCAGAAUGGAGAGCCGGGCCGAGGACGCGGGAUUGACCCGCCGCCCGAUGCUGGCCUCUUCCUGGGAUGCGGCCCGCGGAGUCCUGGCCCACAGCCUCCGUCUCACCCGGGCUGACCUCGGCGCCCGGGACUUGGACUGGGAGGAACCGCUGACGCCGCCUGCCGCGGGCCACGAUCUGGUGGUUUUGGAGAGCGGCCCGAGCAGCCCGGGGGAGAAGCCCUGCUUCCUUCAGCUGAGCUGCGAGCCCGGCGGGGCUGAGGAGAUCGUGUCUGUCGGCCUUCUGAGUUCGGCCAGGAACAUGGAGGUGUACCUGGGAGAGGAGUACUGCGGCACCAGCCGGGGCGAGGCCGUCGGCGGCGACCCGGGUGACAGUGAAGAUGAAAAGAUUAUUUUGUACAAAAAAUACCUAAAAUUGGAGUCCUCCACACAUGCUUGUAAAAUAAAGUUGCUCUCCUUUGGUGAAAAGCAGCGUGUGUUCAUCAGUAAAAUUGUGGUACAGUUGAGGCGGGUUUCAGCAAAUUCUUCAACAAGCUCUCCUGCUCUAGGAUCAAGGAUAGACCUGCAGAGGGUCCAAACUCUCAUGGAGGCCAUGGGGUCCAAGUUGUCACCUGGUGCUCAGCAGUUGAUGAAUAUGGUUAAAUUUCAGCAGCAGAACUGUGUUCCCGUGGGAGAGCAGCUUCAGGCGGUUUUGGGAAAUACUGGCUACAGACGAGUGGCGGACCUGCAGUCCUCAGCUGCUUCGGGAGCCUCCGACAAGUCCCCCUCCACGCCUUUCCCUUUCAGAACCGGACUGACGUCUGGAACCCUGACGGAAGACUUAAACGCUUGCGUCGAUAAAAGUCCACAGCCACCGGGUGGAGGAAACACUACACGCCUCAAAGACUAUCACGUUGUGCCGCCAAACCAUUCUCUUCUUGAGAGUGACCUCAGAAAUGCAGUUUCUUCUUUCCUGCCGAAGAAAGCAAGUGACGCCUCAAAUAUACCUAACUCUGAGUUGCUGCCUUUUCUCCAGAAUUUAUGUAGUCAGGUUAACCGUCUCCGCGUGGGACGUAGCGCCAGGUGGCAGGAAGGCAUCGCUAAGGCCGGGGAAGGCGUCGUUGGUGUUGCGACGGAAGAGCAACCUGUGUGCUCCUACUUGGAAAAGAUUCUUACUAAAAAUAUGGAACUGCUGGAAAAGAAGCUUGUGGACUCCAUCGAUCAGCGAAUACGUCAACUCCAGGAGCACGUGGACAGGAAGAUGGCUGUGUUGAUGGACCUGCUGCAGAAUCCCCCCUCCCCACCCCCUGGGAUGGCCCUGACACAGUGUGACUCUGGGGAAAGACUUUCCAAUGGAGAGAGAUAAGUGCUCAACCCGUAGGAUGUGCUACAGAUAUUUAUUACGUAUUUAUGGCAAAGCCUAAACCCCCAGAGUUCAAGGCAAGGAUUUAGUGUCGUUUGGGGGCAUCAUCUUACGCACAUCGAGCGACCUCAGUGUUCAUUUUAAUGUACUUGUUACUGUCUGUCCAGGGCUGUGCACGAGGAUUAACCUGAUCAGGUCAUCCGUUAUUUUUGUUCGCAAUAUUGUUUACUCUUAACAGAAAUUUAUGUAUAUUUCUGGGUUAAGUGUUUAAAAAUGUUAAAGGUUUUUAAGGCCAUUCGUGAGUCCCUAUUGUAUAACGUGUUUGAUAAAGUCCAUUUUUAUUUAUAAAGGGGUUUAUAUUGUAGUCUUAGGAGUAUGAUAAAUGCUUAAAGUAUUUGGUAACUUUUCUUCAAAUUGAUUUUUCAUGGAAAAUUGGAUACUUAAAAUCCUCUCACUCGGAUCACUAUAUUUGUAGUGUUAAAUUCAGAGAAUGAGUAAGAUGGCAGUGUUGAUGACAUGCAGAGACACGGGGCCCCUCCUGUGGCUGCUCCUGUGUGUCUCAAUUCACUGUAGCAGGAAGUUGGAAAGUCAAAAUCAGACCUGGCCUAUUCCUUGUUGGGAUUAUCUUAGAUCUAGUGUUUGAUGUAGAAUGGGAGAAUGCCUCUUGUUUUAGCUCAAUAAACACAGAAAGUAUAAGGAACUCCGCCUUUUCUGAGCGGAGGCGGGUGCCUCCCAGAGCUCUCCUCUGGGGUGUUGAAACUGAGACGCACUAUGCUUGCGCACGGAAAGAUUUAGGCAUGGGAAUCGAGAGGAUUGUGCUUCUCUCCAGCAGAUGUCAUUUUCGGAAAUUAGAACUGUCGUGUAUGUGUUCAAGAGUGAUGUAUUUGCACUUAAAAAUAAACGUAUCU
Enhydra lutris kenyoni (northern sea otter) is the source of this 2268-nucleotide messenger RNA. Its product is annotated as chromosome unknown C10orf88 homolog. The transcript is spliced from 6 exons. The record is from RefSeq and is a predicted model, not a curated record. The coding region runs from base 26 to 1363 and encodes 445 amino acids. NCBI's taxonomy places the organism in Eukaryota, Metazoa, Chordata, Mammalia, Carnivora, Mustelidae.